UGAUCUCAGCUGAUCAGCUGUUUGAAAAACAUAAAUAAAUUUUAGUUUAAAAACCGGCGUACAAUCUGCACAAUUGUGAGUGAUUUUUGCAGCUUAAGCGCCUGGCGAGCUGACUUCCAAACCGGCGACGACUUCCCGGCUGCUGCAUCUUAUCGCCGGUCAAUAAAUGUGCAUAAAUGCGCCCACGACAGCACAAAUAGCGAGGGGAGUGGUGGUGGUGCAGCAGGGAGCAAGGAGCAAGUGGCAAGGAGCGGCAGCGACAGCCGCAGAAACAGAAACAAUAACAAUCGUAAAGCCGCAGGACUCGACCACAACAAGCCACAAUCGGCAAUCAUCAACACUGGCGCGCCGCAGACCAAGCAGACCGAGCAGAAGGGGUCAGGGGUCAGAGGUCAGAGGUCGGAGUUCGGAGCUUGGAGUUGGGAGUUGGGGGGAGAAGCCGCUCUCUGACGGCGCCAGUUGCAUUUUGACAGCGACAACGAACCAGAAACACCCGCGCACAGGCCAUGACAGCCGCAGGAGGAGGACACUGCUCCCCGGGAUUGGGAAUGGAAAUGGGAAUGGGGCAAAAACUAAAGCUUAGGGCCCAGCCACAGCCACAGCCACAGUGGAUGGCCAAGAAUCUGCACGCCCUGCUGGAUCUGCCCGCGGCGAUGGAACUGCGCCAAAUUGAGUUGAUCUAUCGGGCGGAGGGUAAUGCAAAUUUGGUGCUCGCCCUGCCGCAAUUUAAAAAAGUUUUACGUUUGCCAAAAAUGAUAUCCAGCAGACUGCGCCAGGCGGCGCACCAGCGGCAUGAGCCGGCGGAUGAGGUUGCCCGGCCGGAAGGGCAGCGUGUCGCAACUGAAAGAGCUGGCGACUUGACAAUGCCGGAUUUUAUGGCUUAUAUCGGGAUAAUGCGCCGUCUAUUAGGAAAUGAGUUUGUCUGCGGAGCGGAUAUUGUUGCCAUACCAAAGGAAGACGAUAGAUUCUGGAUAAACGAGCACAUACGCGACCAGAGACCGGUUUCGCGUCUGGAUAAGGAAUUUGUGGGGCCAUUCGGCCUGCUGCUGCCAGAUGUGACCCAAUUGCCUGCCACGUUCGAUGUUUUACUUGCCAAUUUACAGGCAAAGGGCACAACAGGAGGUGAAGCCGGUGGAGCGGCGGCAGGAGUUGGAAGGACGAGAAACAGGAGCGCUGUCCGUCGUCUGGGCGAUACAUAUGCCAUCGAAAUAAAACCCAAACAAGGCUGGCUCCAGUUGGCAAGUGAUGUCAACGAUUUAUUUGAUUUAAUGCCAUCGGGGGCAGUGACAAAGCCAAAGGAGACGCCCCACAAUCAGCCGGAGAAGGAACCCUUGGCCCCGGACAAGUGCUGGUGUCGCUUUUGCAGCAUGCAACUGCUGAAGCUGCACAAUGGGAAAAUCAAACGUUUGGGCCACUACUGUCCGCUGGAACUAUUCUCUGGCACACCCAGUCGUAUGCUCGAUGCCUUGGAUGCACUUCUCGGCUGCCCGCAAAAUAAUUUACGUGUGUUUCAGAACAGCAAUUUAAUUUAUGGCGAUCACGCGAAUUCGAUUUCCUUCGAUGAAUUGAGCUCGCGUGUCUUUCCCGGUGAAAUUAUGGUGCUUAUAAAACAUUUGCUGGUGGCCUGCCUGCUAAGGGAAUACGAGGACCCGGAAUCCAACCGAGCGGAGAGCUCCAAUCAGAGCCAGAAGCAGCAGCAACCGGAGCCGGAGCUGGAGCAGCUGAAUCAGAGUCGCGUUUCGAUUGCGGCAACGGGGACAAAGGAAGGAGCUGCUGGAAUUGGCGCCGCUAAUGUUGUCCUGCCAUUGGGGGGCGGGGCGGACGCCCCUGUCGUCACUGCCGGUCAAUUCUCGACGAGGACAAGAGCAGCUGCUGCAACAGCCACGACCCAAAGGUACACAAAAGUGGCCAGAAUGGAAACAACAAUGACUAGACCGGCAGCCACCUCGGUGGCAGGAGCAGCAACCAGCAGCCAACUGUCCGGCAAUGUGUUGGCAAUGGAAACGGCAAUGGCAACGGCAACAGCAGUGGCAGUGGCAAGUGCAGCUGGAACGGAAACAAAAACGGAACCGGAAACUCGGGCUGAGGCUGCUAGUACGACAAGUCGCAACGUGAAUCAGAAUGAGAGCCAGAGCCAAAAACUCAAUCGGAAUGAGCCUGCGAAUCAAACUCAAGCACAAGACAACAAAGCGGAAAUAUUGCGCUUACCAAAAAAUUGUGUGCUGCAAAAAAUUUUGAAUUUGCAAUUGCUGGUAAAGCGCCACUUCGACUUCAUGUGGCAGUCCGGCUACUCCGACCACUCCCGGCCCACUUACAACUCGCUCCGGGGUCUCUUGGCCGCCGUCGAAGGAGGAGUAGAAGAGGAGGCGGAAUUGGAACCGGAUGAGGAGCAGGCUUAUAUGGUCGGAGCCACGGCGCUGGAUUGCUCGAUUAUGUUGACGUUUCAGGAAAUCGAAAUCGAAUGCGAAACCGAUUGCCGCCCGGCUGACCAGCGCAGCUAUGCGGCACUGCAGCCUUGGUGCGUCUCCCUGCUGGGUCAUCACUUUCUAACCAAGCUCUGCGUCCUGGAUUUGGAUCCCAAGCCCGACAGUCACUUUCAUAAAUUCAUAGCGCAGACACGUGAAAUUGAAAAGUGCCGUCGAGCAUUAAAUUAAUUAAUAAACUUUACACCCAACUAAG
This is a messenger RNA of Drosophila teissieri, 2679 nucleotides long. It is a transcript of the gene Ipk1, whose product is annotated as inositol-pentakisphosphate 2-kinase. Gene Ontology annotation, cellular component: nucleus. The transcript is spliced from 11 exons. Bases 507 to 2654 code for a protein of 715 amino acids. The record is from RefSeq and is a predicted model, not a curated record. NCBI's taxonomy places the organism in Eukaryota, Metazoa, Arthropoda, Insecta, Diptera, Drosophilidae. Gene Ontology annotation, molecular function: inositol-1,3,4,5,6-pentakisphosphate 2-kinase activity; ATP binding. Gene Ontology annotation, biological process: inositol phosphate biosynthetic process.